AUGCGCUUGAUCCGUAUCACUGCCUGGCUGUUUCGGGCUGCCGCUCGAUUUCGACGACGCCCUCCAGACACCGACGCCCUCGCGCUCACACCGCAGGAAAUCGCAGCCGCCGAAAAGUUCUGGGUGCUGCACAUUCAAAGGGCACAUUUUGCAGCUGAACUUGCCACUCUCUCUCAAGGCUCCGCGCUUCCUCGCUCACAUCCGUUCCUGCGCCUUACUCCAUUCCUCGAUCCGGAAGGCGUCCUCCGGCUUGGCGGGCGGCUUCAGAAUUCUCAGCUCGAUCCCGACGCUAAGCAUCCCAUCCUCUUGCCGCGCGAUUCGUUCCUCUCGCACCUCAUAAUCGAGGAGACUCACCUCCGCACCCUACAUGGCGGCGUUCAACUCGUCCUCGCCACUCUGAGGCGUAAAUUUUGGAUCCUCGGCGGUCGAGCUCCCAUCAGCAAGGUCAUUCGGCGUUGCGUCCGAUGUGCACGUUAUCGGACCGCCGCCGCGGAGGAACUUAUGGGUCAACUUCCUCCUUCCCGAGUUACUCCUUCACGGCCCUUUACCAAUGCCGGAGUGGACUACGCCGGACCGUUCCUGCUGAAAUCGUGGCCCGGUCGCUGUGCUCGUCGCUACAAGGCCUUCCUGGUCCUUUUUGUUUGCAUGGCCACCUCCGCCGUGCAUUUAGAGCUCGCCACCGACUAUUCAGCUGGAUUCCUGGCCACCUUCAAAAGAUUCUGCUCUCGUCGUGGGAUCUGUGCCACACUAGCAAGCGACUGUGGCACCAACCUCGUUGGGGCGGAUGCGGAAUUGCGAAGGAUGUUCUCCUCCGCCUCCAAAGAUGUGGGUGAACUGCCUAACCUCUUAGCCUCCGACGGCACUCGGUGGAUUUUCAACCCUCCCGCCGCGCCGCAUUUCGGCGGCAAGUGA
Molecule: messenger RNA, 912 nt
Organism: Solenopsis invicta (red fire ant)
Lineage: Eukaryota; Metazoa; Arthropoda; Insecta; Hymenoptera; Formicidae
Exons: 1
Coding region: 1-912 (303 amino acids)
Molecular function (GO): nucleic acid binding
Source: RefSeq, a predicted model, not a curated record